CAAACUGUGGGCCCCAACUCUGAGCACAGGUUACCGCUUUUCCUCUCAGGGUGUUGUCAGAAACUCUGCAAACCCAGCCAAACAAUGGUGCGCAGGUUAUCUGAUAAAACUCUCACAUGGAGCACACACACCUUAAAGGUAAACACAGUAACUAUGGAGCGACCCAACCUUCGGAGAUUAUUCUCUGUUUGCGACGUGAACAAGUCCGGUAAGAUCGAGUACGAGGACUUUACUGUAGUCUGCCGUGAGCUCAGCGUCCCUGAAACCGAGAUCGGGACUCUGUUUGACAAGUUUGACCCGCACGAAGACGGAUACAUCGACUACAACAGGUUUUCCUCCAGGUUUCAGGAGGUUUCGGAGACUCUGGAUCUGGCGUCUUUCGGCGCAGGGGCAUCCCAAGCACAAGACUCCCCCUGGGAAGAGUUUGAAGACAAGGCAGAUACGAAAUCCAUCCUUACCGAAAGUUUCAGGGAGCAGCUGGCCGAUCUUUACAAGGCCAUUCACUCCUCUGCAAACAUGACUCUCCUGCAGCAGUAUGAGGAACUCAUCCACUCCCUGAUCAGCCAAAGCCUGGACAGCAGACUUCAGUGUGAACAGCUUGAAACCAGUCUGAAGCGAGCCGAGGGCUUAAAUCACAGUCAGCUGACAGAGCUGGAGGACGAUAUACAACAACAUCUCGCUAGGACGGAGGAGAGGGCGAGAGACGAGGAGAGAAAGAAAAUGGAAGAAAUUAUGGCCGGCUUGCAGAGGAGGCAUGAGAAUGAAGUUGCAGACCUGCAUGCCAGUGUGGAAAGACUGUUAAAGAGUAAAGAAGACUCUGAACUGAACCAUUCAAAGGAAGAGAUGCUCAGACUGAGCGGACAAAUCAGCAAUCUCUCACACGAGAACGAGCAGCUACGCGGCUCUCUUCUGCAAGCCCAGACAAACAUCGCCAUCCUGCACUCAGAGCUGGACAAGCUGAAGAACGUGUAUGCGGAUCAGAAAGCUCAACAUGAACGAGAAACGGAAGAUUUGAAGAGGAUGGCUAUGGAAUACCAGUCGUACUCCAGUCAGAUUCAGAUUCUCCAGGAACUGAAUAAAAAGCUGUAUGACAGUAAUGACGACCUGCGCUCGGUAUUGGCAAGUGAAGCAGUUGCAGCUAAAAGAAGGCUGUCUCCCCAAAAUGAAAUCCCAGCCAGGAGAAUGAAACCCCUCCGACAGAGCACGCUCAACCAUAGCGGCUUGGAGGUCCCGAGCAAACUGACCUACUCUCAUGUGGCCACCUGGGCCGAUAAAUACCUGGACAGUGGGGUCUCCCUGCCGAUGGACACAGCUGAGAGCUCAGGCAGUGACUACGACAGCGACGACAGCAGAAGCUCGGUGGAAACUGUGCACUUCAGUUACUCGUGUGUCCCAUCUGACAUGGAGAUAUCAGAAGUGAAAUCUGAAGCUGCCGUGUCAAUGGCUCCGAGUAUGGCCACCUCCAUCGCUUCUUCCCUACGAAGACGUUUAUCUGUCUUUUCUCCAAAGCAGCCGUUGGAAGCAGACAUGGAAGCAUGUGAUGAGCCCACCCAGAUGUACCGCCUGGUUUUAGCGGGAGACGCAGGAGCGGGGAAGUCCAGCUUCCUGCUGAGAUUGACCCUUAACGAGUUCAGAGAUGAUAUUCAGACAACACUGGGGGUUGAUUUCCAAAUGAAGAGGAUGUUGGUGGAUGGCGAGAAGACAAAUCUGCAGAUCUGGGACACAGCGGGGCAGGAGAGGUUUCGUAGUAUUGCCAGGUCUUACUUCCGUAAAGCUCACGGAGUCCUGCUCCUCUAUGACGUGACUUCAGAAAGCAGCUUCCUUAACGUCAGAGCAUGGGUGGAUCAGAUUCAGGAGUCAGCGGAGGAGAAAAUACCCAUGUGUGUUAUUGGAAACAAGGUGGACCUCCGAGGGGAGCUUCCUGAGGGAAGCUGUGUGAGCAGUUUGCACGGUGAAAAGUUGGCCAAGACGUACGGUGCCUUGUUCUGCGAAACGAGUGCCAAAGAGGGUACAAACAUCACAGAGGCUGUGCUUCAUCUGGCAAGAGAAGUGAAGAAAAAUGUCAAACUGAGGCCGCAGUCAGACUCUCAGGUCAGACUGAAUCAAAUCAGCCCAAAGAAAACUCUUAACAACUGCUGUGGACUGUAGACGACUCAUGUCUGUACAGAGCAACGAAGGACAACGUGCUACUUUUAUUUAAUAA
Messenger RNA from Maylandia zebra (zebra mbuna), 2203 nucleotides. RefSeq names its product RAS and EF-hand domain containing 2 (gene rasef2). NCBI's taxonomy places the organism in Eukaryota, Metazoa, Chordata, Actinopteri, Cichliformes, Cichlidae. Gene Ontology annotation, molecular function: calcium ion binding; GTPase activity; GTP binding. The record is from RefSeq and is a predicted model, not a curated record.